AUGUACAACCGUUCUCGUCUUCAAGCAGAAGGUCGGGCUAAGGUCGUGUUGCGUAACACUAAGAACAGCAAGAAGUACAGAGUCAACUUCAUCGUUGUUAAGGAGAACUUAGUACCACUCCUGAGCGGUCCAGCUGCACAACAGAUGAAAUUCAUAACUGUACAUUAUGAGAACUUCAACCAGGUCUGUGCUGUAAGCCCUGAAAACAUCUUAGAGAGUUUCAGUGACAUCUUUGACGAGCAAACUCCUGGAAAACUACCUGGCAAGGUCAAGUUGGUGACCAGGGAAGAAGUGACCCCAACACAGUGUAACGCCAAACCAGUACCAGUUGCAAUGAAGCAGAGAGUCAAGGAUGGACUUGCUAAAUUGGUUGACCAAGACAUCUUGAUAAAGGUUGAGGAACCAACCCCAUGGUGUAGCAGACUGGUCGUUAUUGAGAAGAAAGACAAGAAUGAAUUGAGGUUUUGCAUUGACCCAAGACCCCUCAACAAAGCCUUGCAAAGGGAAAUACACAGAUUGCCAGUCAUGGAAGACAUUCUCCCGGAGCUGUCAAAGGCUAAGAUCUUUUCCAAGUUUGAUUUGAGAUCAGGCUACCUCCACUGUGAGCUUGAUGAUGAGAGUAGCUUCCUUACAACAAUGAACACCCCGUUCGGGAGAUAUAGAUGGAAAAGACUACCCUUUGGUCUGAAUGCGUCAGCGGAAAUAUUCCAAAAGAAGCUACAACAGGCUUUGGAUGGCCUUGAUGGAAUUGAAGAGCAAGCAGAGAAGGACCAUGAUCGUAAGCUAGAAGCUCUGCUCCAGAGAUGCAGAGAUAAAGGUAUCAAACUCAACCAGAAGAAAUCUGUGCGGAAGGCUACAAGCAUUCCAUUUCUAGGACACAUAGUGACAGACAAGGGACUGAAGGUAGAUCCUGAAAAGGUCAAAGCAAUUCUAGUGAUGCCCAACCCUUCUGACCCUACGGAAGUGCAACGCCUACAAGGCAGCGUCAACUACCUCGCAAGGUUUCUACCUAUGCUGUCCGAUAUGUUUGAGCCGUUGAGACGACUAACACAUAAGGAUGCCGAUUGGGAAUGGACAUCAGAGCACGAGAGGGCAAUGUCAAGAGUGAAGGAAUCUUUGACCAGGGCACCUGUCCUAGCAUAUUACUCACCAGACCUACCACUGACCAUCCAGUGUGAUGCAAGCAAGUCAGGGCUCGGAGCAGUACUUCUCCAGAAGGGACAACCGUUGUCCUACGUUAGCAGAGCUCUAACAGCAACUGAACAGAGGUACGCCCAGAUCGAGAAAGAGGCACUUGCCAUAUGUUUCGCUCUCGAACGAUUCCACCAAUAUACCUUUGGACAAAGGGUCAUAGUCGAGAGUGACCAUAAACCUUUACAGGCGAUCGUCAAGAAACCUCUCCAUAAGGCACCAAGACGCCUUCAAGGAAUGUUAAUGAGGAUGUUGCACUACGACAUCGACAUCACCUGGGUAAAGGGACAGGACAUGCAUCUGGCUGACAUGCUGUCAAGAGCUUACCUACCCACCACUGUAGGAGCCACUGAAUUUGGUGAGGUGAACAUCGUUGAAACCCUGAGUAUGGGAGAGGAGAGGGUUAAACAACUGCAAUCUCAUACUAACAAUGAUGAGGUUCUACAGACCGUCAAGAAGGUCAUCCACAAAGGUUGGCCGGAACAAAAAGCAGAAGUACCCGAAGCGGCUAAGUCAUACUUCAAUAUCCGAGACGAGCUAAGCGUGCAAGAUGGACUAGUAUUCAGGGGAGAAAGAGUAGUCAUCCCCAUAACCCUCCGCAAGGAAAUGAAGGAAACUCUUCACACUUCUCAUCUUGGAAUUGAAGGGACCCUUAGAAGGGCCAGAGAAAUCAUCUAUUGGCCUGGGAUGAACGCGGAUGUCAAGCAGUUUAUCCAGACAUGUGAAGCCUGCAGAAUGUACGAGCAGCAGAACCAGAAGGAAACCCUCAUGCCACACGACAUCCCAGACAGGCCAUGGGAGAAAGUAGGUACCGACCUGUUCGAACUUAACAAGAAACACUACCUCGUUACCGUCGACUACCUUUCCAACUUCUGGGAAAUCGACAGACUGUAUGACCUUGCCAGUCGGGCAGUAAUCGGGAAACUGAAGAGCCACUUCGCUCGAUAUGGCAUCCCGAGCACUGUAAUCAGUGACAAUGGACCACAGUACUCAUCCGAAGAUUUCGCGAAGUUCUCUAAAAGAUGGCAGUUUGAUCACGUCACAAUCUCCCCAAGACACAGCCAGGCAAAUGGGAAGGUAGAAGCUGCAGUGAAGGCUGCAAAGAGACUCCUCAAGAAAACAUCACAGUCUAAGGGUGACGCCUACCUAGCAAUGCUAGAACUCCGAAAUACCCCAAACCAAGGUGUUGACAGUAGCCCAGCGCAAAGGCUUCAUGGACGGAGGACGAGAACACUACUUCCCACUUCAUCCAGUCUCCUGAAACCAAGAGGUGCAGAGGUUCUCAGUGAAGACAGGAAAAAGCUUAAAAUGCUACAACGUAAGCAGUCGGAACGCUACAACUUACAUGCCAAAGAUCUGCCGACCUUAGUAGAAGGAGAUAUCGUACGUCUCAAGCCAUACAAAUCAGGAAGCACAGUUUGGCAAAGAGCAGUGGUAAAUAGACGGCUCGACGAGAGGUCCUACGAGGUGGAGACCGACUCUGGAUUACUCCUCAGAAGAAACAGGGUCGACCUCAAGAGAACUGAAGAACCCCCACCAAACACUGAGGAAGAUCAACAGAAAACAAUUUCUGAGAAGCCACAGCCACAACCACGUGCUCAUGGGACUGAAAGGAAAGAGGCGUAUCUACCAUCUAACACUGUCAUGACUAAACACCCUCAAAGUACUCAAAAUCACGUGAAAGAAAACAAACCUCAGAGAACACAAAAUACUCGAACAGAACAGGUAGACAAAAAUGACACUCAGUCUUUCCUAAAGACCAGAUCUGGUAGAGUAAGCAAGCCACCCCAAAGAUUUGGUGACUAUGUUGACAAGUAA
Messenger RNA from Strongylocentrotus purpuratus (purple sea urchin), 3009 nucleotides. RefSeq lists its product as uncharacterized. The coding region runs from base 1 to 3009 and encodes 1002 amino acids. The record is from RefSeq and is a predicted model, not a curated record. The transcript is spliced from 2 exons. Gene Ontology annotation, biological process: DNA integration. NCBI's taxonomy places the organism in Eukaryota, Metazoa, Echinodermata, Echinoidea, Camarodonta, Strongylocentrotidae. Gene Ontology annotation, molecular function: nucleic acid binding.